This is a messenger RNA of Trametes versicolor FP-101664 SS1, 690 nucleotides long. RefSeq lists its product as uncharacterized. The annotation marks the transcript as partial. The transcript has a single exon. The record is from RefSeq and is a predicted model, not a curated record. NCBI's taxonomy places the organism in Eukaryota, Fungi, Basidiomycota, Agaricomycetes, Polyporales, Polyporaceae.
CUCCUGCGAAAAUCGGAACUGAAAGGGAUAAAAAUGCCUGGAAACGCCGAGAAGUUAAUAACCAAGCUGUUCGCAGACGAUACGACGGUUUACCUAGAUGCGCAAGACGAAUACAGCAUGUUAACAGACAUCCUGACGAAGUGGUGCGCCGCGUCGAGAGCGAAAUUCAACAAAGACAAGACCGAAGUCAUACCGAUAGGCCCGGCAGAAUACCGGGACCGAGUAGUAAGAACCCGCAAGUUAAAUGAAGAGGCACCAGAGCUGCCGACGGACGUACGCAUCACGCCAGACGGCCAAGCGGUAAGGUUGCUAGGAGCCUGGGUAGGUAACGAUGUCGAUGAGGAAAUGGCCUGGCAGCCGAUUGUAGAAACAAUACGAAGAAACCUGCAAAGAUGGAAGCUAAGACGCCCGACGUUAUACGGAAAAAAGCUGAUAAUAGGGAUGGAAAUAGGCGGACGUACGCAAUUCCUGACUGCGGCACAAGGCAUGCCGCCGAGAAUAACCGAAAGACUCAGCGCCAUGAUAACAGACUUCCUCUGGGAUGGAGCCACGAUCCCGCCGAUCAAGAGAGAGAUGCUGUAUAUGCCGAUACAAAAAGGAGGCCUGGGGCUGCUGAACUUGAAAGUGAGAAACGAAGCGAUCGACCUAAUGAUGGUGAAAUUGUACCUGGAUCUCUCCCCAACAAGGCCG